AUGUGUGAUCGCCCUCCCAACCUGCACACCUUGAUAGCUGCACCUUCCUGGAGGUGGGCUGUAGGCAGUGGCGUGGUCUCUUAUCGGCUGAGAUUUGGACUGAGCAACAAAUUUGAAUCAGAAUUUCCUUCUUCAUUAACUGGAAAAGUAGCUCCUGAAGAAUUUAAAGCCAGCAUCAACAGAGUUAAUAGUUGUCUUAAGAAGAACCUUCCUGUUAAUGUACGUUGGCUACUUUGUGGCUGCCUUUGUUGCUGCUGCACAUUAGGUUGCAGUAUGUGGCCAGUUAUUUGCCUCAGUAAAAGAACACGAAGAUCGAUUGAGAAGUUAUUAGAAUGGGAAAACAAUAGGUUAUACCACAAGCUGUGCUUGCACUGGAGACUGAGCAAAAGGAAAUGUGAAACGAAUAACAUGAUGGAAUAUGUCAUCCUCAUAGAAUUUUUACCAAAGACACCGAUUUUUCGACCAGAUUAGCGUUUACUUUAUUUAUAGAGACUUUCCAAGUAUGUUGUCUUUCCAAUGGUGCCUUGCUUGGUGCUCUCCUGGUGGUGACAUAACAUUGGUUCUACAGAAUCAUGUGGUGUUUUUGUUUUUUUGUUUUUUAAAUAAGUGCAUGUUCUAUGUGUGCGUAUUUGUCAAACUUUGCCAGUUAUUUCAUACAGAUGUUUAAUACUUAAGUUAUUGUGCUCUCUUCUGUUAUGUAUUCUGAUUUUCAAGAAUUACUGUUUUGUAUUCUCAAAAAAAUACAUUUGAACUUAGCAUAAAAAGUGG
This is a messenger RNA of Fukomys damarensis (Damara mole-rat), 768 nucleotides long. It is a transcript of the gene Chic2, whose product is annotated as cysteine rich hydrophobic domain 2. The record is from RefSeq and is a predicted model, not a curated record. Bases 1 to 471 code for a protein of 156 amino acids. NCBI's taxonomy places the organism in Eukaryota, Metazoa, Chordata, Mammalia, Rodentia, Bathyergidae. The transcript is spliced from 6 exons.